GCGGAGGCAGAGGCGGAGGCGGCACCCAGGGGCCGGGGCAGAGGAGGCCGGGACCAUCGCAGUGACAGUUUAUUUUCCUGCGGCGGCGGCGGCGGCAUCAGGGACGGCUGCUGCAGGCUCGGGAUCGCCAGGCCUGCGCGUGGGUUUUCGAGGGAGCUCUCUGCGCUGGGCGCUGGGGAGCUACGGCAGCGAAAGGGAGGAGGAAGAGAGGAACGCACAGAAGCCAAACGAGUGAAGGUAGCAAAGCUCCAUCAGUCCUCAGAGAAGCGGAGGAGGGUCGGCAGAGUAAAGGGAGCGGGCGCCUGCUCGCUGGGUCCCCUAUCACCCUACUGCAGUGCCUUCUAGCAAAAGCCACCGCGGCCCGGGCUGCAGCGGCCAGGCGGAUGCCAAGACCACACGGCAGGCGCGGGAACAGCCGCUGCAGUCGCCAUCCCACGCGGGCUCCGGACAUCAGGGGCUGCUGAUGAAGUGAUUGAGAAGAAACGAUAGACACCAUCAUUUUGUAGACAGGACAACAUGGAUCAGCCGUUAACGGUGAAUUCCCUGAAAAAGUUAGCCGCCAUGCCGGACCACAGGGAUGUUUCCCGCAGCCCGGAAGAGCGAGUCCGCGCCCUAAGCAAGCUGGGUUGUAAUAUCACCAUCAAUGAAGAUAUCACUCCGCGCCGCUACUUUAGAUCCGGAGUAGAAAUGGAGAGAAUGGCGUCCGUGUAUUUGGAAGAAGGAAACUUGGAAAAUGCCUUUGUUCUUUACAAUAAAUUUAUAACUUUGUUUGUAGAAAAGCUUCCUAACCAUCGAGAUUACCAGCAAUGUGCAGCACCCGAAAAGCAGGAUAUCAUGAAGAAACUGAAGGAGAUUGCAUUCCCAAGGACAGAUGAAUUGAAAAAGGACAUUUUAAAGAAAUAUAACGUAGAAUACCAAGAAUAUUUGCAAAGCGAAAACAAAUAUAAAGCUGAAAUUCUCAAAAAACUGGAGCAUCAGAGAUUGAUAGAGGCAGAAAGGAAGCGGAUCGCUCAGAUGCGCCAGCAGCAGCUAGAAUCGGAGCAGUUCUUGUUUUUCGAAGAUCAGCUCAAGAAGCAAGAAUUAGCCCGGAGUCAGAUGCGAAGCCAGGAAACGCCAGCACAGUCAGAGCAGGUUGAUGGGAGUGCUUUGUCCUGCUUUUCCACACACCAGAACAAUUCCUUGCUGAAUGUAUUUGCAGAUCAGCCUAACAAAAGUGAUGCAACCAAUUACGCUGGCCACUCGCCUCCCGUAAACAGGGCCUUAAAGCCAGCUGCAACUCUAAGUGCUGUUCAGAAUUUAGUGGCUGAAGGACUGAGAUACGUCGUUUUAUCAAGAGAUCUUUGCCACAGAUUUCUGCUCCUGGCAGAAUCUAAUACAGUGAGAGGAAUAGAAACCUGUGGAAUACUCUGUGGGAAACUGACGCAUAAUGAAUUUACUAUUACCCACUUAAUCGUGCCCAAACAGUCUGCGGGACCAGACUAUUGCGACGUGGAGAAUGUAGCAGAAUUAUUCGGUGUUCAGGAUCAACACGAUCUCCUCACUCUGGGAUGGAUCCAUACACAUCCAACCCAAACUGCGUUCUUAUCCAGUGUUGACCUCCACACUCACUGUUCUUAUCAGCUCAUGUUGCCAGAGGCCAUUGCCAUUGUCUGUUCACCGAAGCAUAAAGACACCGGCGUCUUCAGGCUCACCAAUGCUGGCAUGCUUGAGGUCUCCGCUUGUAAAAAGAAGGGCUUUCAUCCACACACCAAGGACCCCAGGCUGUUCAGUAUAUGCAAACAUGUGUUGGUAAAAGACAUAAAAAUAAUCGUACUGGAUCUGAGGUGAUAUGUUCUGAAGAUUAGCACCGUCCACGCCAGACACUUACCCAUGGACCUGUGGUUGCUGGAUUUUCUUAAGAUGUUUCCAGAAAUGACUGACAUUUUAUAUUUAUACAUUUUAGGUCAGAAAGUUUGAUAUUUAUUACUUUUGCACAUUUUGAAGCUUUCUUUUUGGGUUGCUUUGUCUCAAGAGAGGUUACAAUGGAGUUAAAUCAAUACCUAUUAAUGUGCCCAAAUACUAUGACCAGAUAAUAAAUUGUGCCGCAAACAA
Lipotes vexillifer (Yangtze River dolphin) is the source of this 2091-nucleotide messenger RNA. It is a transcript of the gene STAMBPL1, whose product is annotated as STAM binding protein like 1. Gene Ontology annotation, cellular component: membrane; endosome. Lineage: Eukaryota; Metazoa; Chordata; Mammalia; Artiodactyla; Lipotidae. Gene Ontology annotation, biological process: protein K63-linked deubiquitination. The coding region runs from base 517 to 1827 and encodes 436 amino acids. The record is from RefSeq and is a predicted model, not a curated record. The transcript has 11 exons. Gene Ontology annotation, molecular function: protein binding; K63-linked deubiquitinase activity; metal-dependent deubiquitinase activity.